Molecule: messenger RNA, 417 nt
Organism: Lathyrus oleraceus (garden pea)
Lineage: Eukaryota; Viridiplantae; Streptophyta; Magnoliopsida; Fabales; Fabaceae
Product: secreted RxLR effector protein 161-like
Exons: 1
Coding region: 1-417 (138 amino acids)
Source: RefSeq, a predicted model, not a curated record
AUGGAGAAACCCCAAGAAUAUCAUCUCGCUGCAGUUAAGAGGGGGUUAAGAUACAUAAAGGGUAAGAUUGAUCAAAGUGUGAUGAUGCGAAGGCAGACGAAGACCAACACAAAAGUAGAAGUAUAUGGCUACACUAAUUCAUAUUUCAGUGGAGAUCAAGACGAAAAGAAGAGUACUACAGGAUACAUAUUCAUGAUUGAAGGCGCUUCAAUCUCAUGGAGCUCAAGGAAGCAAAACAUUGUGGCUUUGUCAUCAUGUGAAGUUGAGUAUGUGGCUGCAUCAUAUGCAUCAUGCCAAACAACAUGGAUAGAGAUAUUGCUCGAAGCGCUCAAGAUAAUGGAACCUAGGAAAAUGAAGUUGUUUGUCGACAACAAGUCAGUUAUUGACCUGGGGAACCAUCCAAUAUGUCAUGGUUGA